Theobroma cacao (cacao) is the source of this 1189-nucleotide messenger RNA. Its product is annotated as heme oxygenase-like, multi-helical. Gene Ontology annotation, cellular component: cytosol. NCBI's taxonomy places the organism in Eukaryota, Viridiplantae, Streptophyta, Magnoliopsida, Malvales, Malvaceae. The record is from RefSeq and is a predicted model, not a curated record.
CCAAAUAAUUUCCCAAAACACAACCCAAGAAACUACACAUUUCCAGGGACAGUCACCGCAUUAUGUAAGUACAUGUGUCUCUCAGCGCAACUCCGCAAGCCCCAGCAGGCCAGCACGGCCCAACAUCACGGCCAGGAUGGUUACAGGUGAAUCUCGAAGUUGACGCAUGCGAAGGCGGAAGUGAAGAGAAGAAAUUUCUUUAACUAGGAACUGGGAAGCUCGUUCUGGGACACAAAGACAAAAGUUAAGCGGACAAAAAUGGAGGGGAAGACGGGGGAAGAAAUGGGUAAGACCUUGAUGACUGAGACAUGGCUGAGGAAGCACCGUUUGUUGUACGUUGGAGCUACUAGACACCCUUUCAUCCUCAGCAUUCGAGAUGGGAACAUUGAUCUUUCAUCUUUCAAAACAUGGCUGGGGCAGGAUUACGUAUUUGUUAGAGCGUUUGUGCCGUUUGCAGCAAGUGUGUUGAGUAAAGCUUGCAAGGGAUCAGAUAAUAGUAGUAAUGAUGUGGAAGUGAUGUUGGGAGGUAUGGCUGCUCUAAAUGAUGAGAUUGCAUGGUUCAAGAAAGAAGCUUCCAAGUGGGGCGUUCAGCUCUCUGAUAUUGUUCCUCAGAAGGCCAAUCAAAAUUACUGCCGAUUUCUUGAGAGCUUAAUGAGCCCAGAAGUUGAAUAUACUGUUGCAAUCACAGCUUUUUGGGCGAUUGAAGCUGUCUAUCAAGAGAGUUUUGCCCACUGCCUGGAAGAUGGCACUAAACCCCCCCCUGAGCUUCAGGAAACUUGCCAAAGAUGGGGCAAUGAAGGUUUUGGUCAGUACUGCAAUGCUCUCAGAAAAAUUGCCGAUAGACAGCUAGAGAAGGCUUCUGAUGAUGUGAUCACAAAAGCCGAAGUGACAUUCUUGCGUGUUCUUGAACAUGAGGUUGAUUUUUGGAAUAUAAGCCAUGGGGGAACCUGAACUUUAUGAACCUGAUAUGAUUUGAAUAGGUUGCCCUCUUUCCUCAUCUGAAGUGAAGGUGCCAACUAUGACUUUUCCUUAGCAUAGAAAAGCAUAGAAUUAGCUUGCUAAAUCUAUGAGAUUGCACAAUAUUAUAAACAGUAUAGCACUGGACAAAUAUGUUAAAACAGUGUCUGUAUUGUUUUAUGUUGUAUCUUCAAUGUGUUAAUCAAUCAAUAGUUUGCUAUCUUGUUCCUCA